Messenger RNA from Cornus florida, 600 nucleotides. Its product is annotated as probable 1-deoxy-D-xylulose-5-phosphate synthase 2, chloroplastic. The coding region runs from base 1 to 600 and encodes 199 amino acids. The record is from RefSeq and is a predicted model, not a curated record. Lineage: Eukaryota; Viridiplantae; Streptophyta; Magnoliopsida; Cornales; Cornaceae. The transcript has 4 exons. Gene Ontology annotation, molecular function: 1-deoxy-D-xylulose-5-phosphate synthase activity. Gene Ontology annotation, biological process: terpenoid biosynthetic process.
AUGGCUGUUUCAGGCGCUGUCAUUAGCCCAAAUCCAUACAUUUCACCAUGCCUGACAGCUCCAAGACCAAACAAUGGCUGCAGAAAACAGUUCAUGUUGAGAGCUUCUUCAGCCGGUAGAAGUUCAGAUGGUGAGGAAGGGAACAUGAUUACCUGGAAAGAGAAAGAGGGAUGGAAGAUUGAUUUCUCAGGGGAAAAGCCAGCCACACCAUUACUUGAUACAGUCAAUUACCCUGUCCACAUGAAGAAUCUCUCUAAACAGGAUCUUGAACAACUAGCAGCAGAACUUAGAGCAGAUAUUGUAUACACUGUAUCAAAGACAGGUGGGCAUCUAAGUGCAAGCUUAGGAGUAAUAGAGUUGGCUGUGGCUCUGCACCAUGUUUUCAACACCCCUGAUGACAAAAUCAUAUGGGAUGUUGGCCAUCAGGCAUACCCGCAUAAAAUUUUGACAGGAAGAAGAUCCAAAAUGCAUACCAUUAGGAAAACCUCCGGGCUAGCAGGGUUUCCGAAAAGGGACGAAAGCAUCUAUGAUGCAUUUGGUGCAGGACAUAGUUCUACAAGCAUCUCUGCUGGACUUGGUGUGUCUGAAUUUUCAUUAUAA